AUGGACCGAGCCAUUGCUUCAAGAAGCCGAUCUGGCUGUAUAAACUGUAGGAAGGGUCGGAUUCGCUGCGAUGAGAAGAAGCCUGAUUGUACUACUUGCAUAACCAAAAAGAAAACAUGCUCAUACAGCCCGGCUAGGCUUCCGCUUCGUGAGGUUAGAGCACAAGCAUUGCCUGGAGAGCAAACUCCUUGGGCUCUCCCAGUCUCCCACCCACAUCAAAUAUUCCCUUCGGCAAAAAAAGAGUCGAAAGCGUCAACUAGCAGAAGAAGAAAACAACCAACAGAAAAGGAAACGAUGAUACGUCGAUGGAGAUUGCCUCGACCAGACGCUGUAGAUCCGUUCAACGUUCUCCCGAUCAAGAUGCCUUUCAAUUCCAAAGAAUUGCUUCACUAUUUCCCUACUAGUGUUGGUUCGGCGGUCAAGACACCAGUGGCGCUUCGAAACACGCUCAUCGUUGCUGGAGUUCAUCAUGUUUGGAACACUGGGGAGCUUCGAUCAUUCAAAAGCGCCUUCCUUUCCCACAAGCUUCAUGGUGUACAUCAAGUAAACGGAUGGCUGAAGAGAACACCGGAUACAGCCACGUUUUUCAAGUGUUGUCAACUAAUUGCUACAUUAUGUAUCACCGAGUGUUGCGUUAAGAAUUUCCCAGUUGCCGAUGCACAUUUAGCAGGUCUCCUGGCAUAUAUGGAUCAUUUUGCGGCUGCCAAACCCGGGUUUGAUCUCGCCGAAAGCAUUGAAGGAGAACUCUUGAACAGAUACUUUAUUUUAGCCUUCAACAUUAUGCACGGUCUGAAGAGUCAAGUAAAUGACUUCAUGAAAGUGAUACCCAAAUCAAGCGAUCCUCAGCGAUCAAUAGACAAGAAAAAACUUAGGGACAUGAUUUAUAAUGCCCACACGGAUGAAGAAGAGCGCCUAUCAAGACUGAAGGGGGUAUCGCUAUUUCCAUUCUUCUUCCUACCCCUCGAGGCUGUGAAGAAGCCAUUCCGCCAUAUUGACGUCAGCACUAUGCUUGAUUCUCUCCGAGAUGUCACAAAAGCGUACGAUAUGCGAUUUGAACGGCCUUCACGAGAGGGUGUCAUUGAUUCUCUGUAUAAUCUAUGGCAUAGCGGCGCGCCUUCUAAAAUGUUUGUUGCAUCCAUCGAUGCGCACGCCAGGUCAAUUUCACACAAUACCGACCCCUCUACCCAUGGGAAUGAUUCGUUGCUAUCUUCGUGGUCGGGAUUUAAUGUCGCUGAGGGAAUGUACCUUACCUCUGUGCUGGGAAUCUGGAAUUCGGGCUCACCUCCUGAGACGCCACUUCACUCACGUGGCCUUCUUAUUCUUGAGAGGGAUCUGCAGGCUGAAUUAGCAGAACUUGACAAAAGAGGAGAGCAAGAGCAGGCGCUGUGGCUUUGGAAAUUGUUUGUCGGGAUCCUCAGCAUAGCCCACGCCGAUGUACAGUCGCGGAAGAGCUUCUUUCAAGAGUUAAGUGCGCGAUUCUCCCAGCUAAUCCGCAAAUGGAUUGAUUUCAGAGACAUGGAAUCAAUACAGUGGGAAAAUGCUAGGGAGGUACUCAGCAGCAUCACUUGGCCGGUGCAUUUUCAGAAGGAAGAAAUAGCUCGUCAGCUCUGGUGUAGUGCGAUUUUGGGGGAUGAGUAUGUAGGCAGCGGUUUCUUCAAGAUCCCGCCACGUACAAAAUAA
Messenger RNA from Clonostachys byssicola, 1680 nucleotides. NCBI's taxonomy places the organism in Eukaryota, Fungi, Ascomycota, Sordariomycetes, Hypocreales, Bionectriaceae. The record is from the annotation of a GenBank genome assembly.